CUCCCACCUCACUCCACAAGUCAGGCCAUCGUUCCGGUCCACAAGCAGUCAUGGACCUUCUAUGCCAUGCAAUUGGGUUUAGUGAGACGCAAUUGUCGAACGGUGCAGACCCUGAACAUUCCCUCUCUCCUCUCCGACCAUCCGAACCUCAUCCGAAGGAGACGCCUUCCCGAACAGCGUCCAAUCGACGGUGUCACAUAUGCGGCCGGUGCUACGAGCGAGCAGAUCAUCUCAACCGCCAUCUGAAGAGUCACGAGAAUGCACGACCACACAAAUGCAAUCGAUGCAGCAAAAGUUUCAACCGUGCCGACCUACUCAAUCGCCAUCAAGCAGCACACGAUCGUCCUCCUGCGGAACGGCCAACAAUCGAGAGAGGAAAUAGAGCUGCUACCGCGUGUGUUGCCUGUGUAAAUGCAAAGGCGAAAUGUCAAGACCAGAAACCUUGCACCAGGUGUCAGGCCAGAGGAAUAUCUUGCCAAAUCUUUGGGGAUGGUGCUCAGUCGAAAAGGGGACGAGCUGCAUCGAACUUGGGAUCAAGAUCGAACCUCGGAUCAGGCUCCCAGGUUGGGGAAGAUAACACUAGAGACGAAAGAUUCGAGGGAAAUGGAACCUUCUCGAGCGAGGACAAUCGUCACCAUAUGGAUGAUACAUCCGGUCUGUAUCUGAGCAACUCAAUGGCAGAAGAUUCAGUACUUGAUCCGACUUUGGCCGCUCACGUCAUAUCAACCAAGAACUUCCAAUACGACACACAUGCAUCAAACUCAACAUACGACAAUGAAAUUCAAACUUCCGCCAACCUCAACAACACCUUUUCCGCUUACGGAGACAUCGCCUUGCAAGGGGACGGACAAUUCGACAAUGACUUUGGUCUUGUUCCCAGAAAUUCGUACUUUAGUCAAGAUCUUGAUUUCGGCAUGUGGGAUUUCGAUCUAGAUACCGUUGAACUGGCUGGUCUCAACCAUAGCAAUACCAGCUUGAGUGGAACGGAUCUGAACCAAUCACCAAAGCCAUCGACCAGAGCCCCGAAAGAGGCCUCUAAACGAUAUGCUGCCUUCGAAAGAUCACCGUGGCUCUGGACGCCCACUAAAAAUGACCAAACCAUGAUUGAUCAGCAGGAUCUAAAUUUAGAUGAAGAUACUAUCCCCGCAGUUCUCACACCUGCCUCACCAGCUGCUAUAAUAGAUGAGUUCACAUCGUGUUGUAUUCAUCACAAGGAACGGGACAAGAUGCUUUCACUAGUAUUUGCAAUACCGGCAGCAACAACGAAGUCCCCAUAUCUGCCCUCACUAACCUUGUUGAACAGCAUCAUACAAGUGUACUUUGUCCAAGAGAGCUUCAAAGUUGACCAGUUGAUCCACGUUGGGACAUUCGAUCCAUCCAAAGCUCUGCCACAACUUCACACUGCCAUAGUGGCGGCGGGGUCAAGUUUAAUUUCUACCCCUGCAAUAUGGAAAAUGGGUCUUGCUCUUCAAGAGGUGGUGCGACACAGCGUUGCAAAUUAUUGGGAGGAAGACAACUCUCACACACGAAACUUGCAGGCUAUCCAGGCUUUCAUGAUUGGUUUAGAUAUCGGACUUUGGUCUGGAUUCAAAAGGAAAAUGGAGAUAGCUGAGAGUUUUGCUCAACCUAUCAUCAUUAUGUUACGCCGAGCUGGUGCAUUUGCUCCAGCAGCAAACCAGUCGUCCGCAGACCCUCGACCUGAAGACUCCGAAGCCGUAUUAGAAUCGAAGUGGAGGAAGUGGGCAGAAAGAGAGUCAUUCAAAAGACUCGUCCUUCAUCUCUUCAUCCAUGAUAUCCAAGCAUCAAUCGGACUUCAAAAGCCACCUUUAAUUUCCGUGACUGAAUUAAGAUUCCAAUUGCCAGCUGCCCGUAACCUCUGGCUGGCCAAAACUGCCCCCGAAUGGCGAGAUCUGUCCCUAUCAUCCCAUCCAAAACAGGAGGUUCCUGCUUUCGCAGAUGCAAUACAUCGAACCAAUCUGCGCCAAUACUCGUCGCAAGCCGAUAUACCUUUGACUACUGUCGCCCUCCUCCACGGCCACUGGGGACAAAUCUACUCUCUCAGCGAAUCACGAAAAUUCUUUCCCUCCUCAAAAUCCACGCAUCGGCUCUGGCUACAUACAGCCUACACCGAACUCUACCAAGACCUCUCCUCCUUCUCCCUACUCAUCCCAUCUCUUACCAACAACUCCACAAGAGCAAUUCUCGUUUCCGAGUUUCUACAAAUGAUCCUCCAUAUCUCUCUUGAAGACCUCCACCGCUUUGCAGGAAAAUUCGGCGAAGAGGAGACGCGCAAGGCGGGUGAAGAGUUCGCGGCGUGGGCCAGGACCAAAGAAGCUCGUAUUGCAAUAUGGCAUGCUGGCCAAGUAUUCCGUGCAGCAAAAGGGCUAAUGCAAGCGCAAAAUCGAGGUUUCAAUGCCAUCGCGCUGUAUUACGCUACUCUCACGCUCUGGGCUUAUGGCCACGCAGUUUCGAUUAUGGAGGAUCAUCUACCCUCCACUGGCAGCCAGAACGUCAUACUCAACGAGCAGGAGACUUCAUCGUCGACGUUGUUCCUCGCUAGCUCACAAGGUUUUCCAUUUCUGAGUGUACCUGGUCGGGAUUCAAGUGGUGUUAAGUCACUCAUCGCGUUGGCGGAACCGGAUAAAGUUCUGGGAGUGGCGAGGGAUAUCUUCAGGAGCAAUUAUCCCGUUUUUGAAGAAGGAUUGCCACCGUUGGUGGAGAACUUGUGUAUUUUGUUGAAGGAUUUGGGCAAUUUGCCGGGGAGUAGGAUUAGUCGGGCGCCGAGUGAGGGGGUUGCUAGAUGAGGACGCUGCUUCAAGGCGAGAUACCAGCAUAGUCUCAGGUCUUUUGUCUCGAGGACGAAGAUUGCGGCAUAAAGUGAUGGGAUUACUGGGCAUUUACGCUCGCGUAGGCAUCUUACGAAUUAGCGGACUCGAGGGUGUGGUUUAAGUUACUACGCCUGGUAUAAGCCUGGCAACUCUAGGCCUGAGGCCCCAAAUCAGUCUGUGGGACAUGUACGAGGUCGUGGAAAAACUUCGAGGGUUAUAGUAUUACCGGCAGAGUAACCGUAGCGCUCGAUCGCUAUAGAAAUAUC
This is a messenger RNA of Hyaloscypha bicolor E, 3094 nucleotides long. RefSeq lists its product as uncharacterized. The coding region runs from base 51 to 2804 and encodes 917 amino acids. The record is from RefSeq and is a predicted model, not a curated record. Gene Ontology annotation, biological process: regulation of DNA-templated transcription; DNA-templated transcription. NCBI's taxonomy places the organism in Eukaryota, Fungi, Ascomycota, Leotiomycetes, Helotiales, Hyaloscyphaceae. Gene Ontology annotation, molecular function: DNA binding; zinc ion binding; DNA-binding transcription factor activity, RNA polymerase II-specific. The transcript has 4 exons.